AUGACCGAGCAAUGGGCCGAGAAGGUCCUGCUCUUCUGCCGGAGUCCAGCCCGCUUCCUGUCGGCCUCCGGGACCACGGCAGACGCGGUCCAUGCGGAGCUUCUGCGGGAGCUGCGGGAUGACAGAGCCCAGGAUCAUGUCAAGGUGCUCCUGCUCGCUCCGUACUGUGAGCAUCCUCUGGUGCUGUGUCCCUCGGUGUCUGUGGCUGAAGACUCGGCCCUGGAGCUGAUGUCUGUGUUCUCCCAGUGCUCUCCAAAGGUGUUCCCUCUGCGCUGCCACCUGCUGGUCGCCGUCACGUCUGUGUUGGUGUGUACAGACUGUGUCCGCCGUCGCUCCAGUGCGGUGCAGGACGUCCUGGAGCUGUUGCUGGUGAUCGUCCAGGACACCAGCGAGCUCCACUCAGACGGCAGCUCCCGCUCUCUGAGGGCCACUGCCUGUGACUGCCUGAGGGAGAUGGAGGCCUGCUGCCCUGGGCUUCUGUCUCAACACCUGGAGCUCCUCGGGGCUCUGCGACAGAGGGAGAGCUCCAGGCUGCACCAGGCGUACACUGAACUCUACUCUCUGGUCCUGAGGAACUCUGUGCUGCAGCUGGCUCAGGACACGGGGUCUGGACCAGAGCAGCUGAAAGCUUUACUGGAGGGAGAUGUGUGUGUGGCCAGUGAAGUGACUCAGGACUCCGAUCUGAUGAACGGUAAAGACGUUAGUGCUCUGUCCUCUCUGGUCCUGGGUCCGAUGGGUGCUGUCCCCACCCUUCAGACUGGCCCUGAGUGUAAAGAGCUGCGCUCCAUUCUUUCUUCUCUGCUCGAGGACUCGUAUCUGCUCACGUCUCUGGCCCAGUCCUCUCUGCUCCAGAAGCUGAUCGAGCUGGUGGCCAUGGUCCCAGGAGUCUCCCCCUCCAUCUUCAGAGCGCAGCUGCUGCGGCUGCUGGGAACCACUGAGGUGUCCCUCCUUCACACGACUCUCCUGAUGAAGAGUGCGUUCACAGACAGUUUGUUCAGUGCAGAAGAUGAAGAGUUUCUUCUUAAACGUUUGGUUGUUUUGUCCCAACACCCGCUGCUCAGCACAGCAGAGAAGCUCUUCUACCUGGACUGCCUCCUGCACUUUCCUGAGAACCGUCCCAUCGGCUCCGGCGACAGGGACGAGGUGCUCCCUGUGCUCUUCACUCCACAGUUGGCGACGGCUUUAGUUCCGACAGUGUUUAACGACCGCGUGACGAUGCUCACUCGGUUCAACCUUCUGUCCAUGGUGUAUGUGGAGGACGGAGAGGACGAGGAGGGGAAGGGUCUGGCCUAUCUGUACGAGCACCUGGUGGCUCUGCUCGGCAUUGUGGGUAAUGGGGGAAACCGUGACACUGUUAGCACCUUUUUCAGAGCCUCUUUCCUUUUCCUGUCUCACUUUGGUCACAUCGAGAACUUCUCCCGCCAUCUGAUAAAACGCUUGUGUGAACUCUACCUGGACCACACACACUUGGCCCCGCAACUCAUCAACUUGGCCAACGAGACCCAGUCCAAGCUGCCGGACUCCAACUUCACCGUGGCGCUCCUCCAGGGCUUUCAAAGGACAAUCACAAAGGUGUCACUCACAAACCUUAAAUCACAAGAGCUCACCUGCCAUCUGAGAGUGUUGUCCCGUGUGGCCGAGGAGAGGGACAUCCCACAACGCCCCACUCUGCUCUUCCUCUCGGCCGUAGUCGUAGCCUCGGCCUCGUCUCCGCUCGGGAACUGGAGACUGGGCAACAGUAUAUUAGCAGUGUGUCGCUGUUUGCUAACACACCCAGACCUGGACUCUAUGCUCGUGACUUUAGCGGAUGUCCUCCAGCACAUGUCCAGCAGCUACAGAGACACAGACAUCCAGGACCACAGCCGCCUCUACUACACCCUCCUCACCAAUUUAUCCAAAGAGAAGCUCGCCGGGGUGUUGGAGAGAGGCACCGCCACGGAGGGAGACCAGGUCAAGAAAAGAUCCCUGUCUUGCAUCGUAGCAGAGAGCGAGGGCCAGGCUAGCAUUUUAACUAUUCACAGAACCAAGAAGGACGUUUUAAAACUGGUAGAACUGAACGCGACCGAGCCACGCCAGCUUCCGGAGGACGUAAAGGAUUCGUGCGGAUCCGUAGACGCGAUCGUGGAUUAUAGAUCUCAGUUUGACGGCCCGGAAUUUGCGUCAGAAGUGACCGUUCGCUACCAGCUGGUUCACAGUGAGGAGAACCAGCCGGGGUCUCCGUUCGACCGGCUGUUCAGCAUCCGCCUCCACCUGAGCCUCACGGACGACCAUUACGAGGCGCUGAGAGACGUCAGUGUGCCGUGCCUGCUCAGGGAAACGCCUCCUCCCGUCAUCAGCCUGAAGUUAAGGCCCAGGCAGCCGUAUCCCACCACUCUUAACGCAAGCGCAGUUUUCACCACGCAGGACGGACUCACCUGGUACUCAAACCUUCCCAACAUCGAGGUCUCGUUCCAACAGACGUUCUGCCCGGUGCCCGUGCCGCCAGCCUGGGGCCCGCUCCGCAGACUGGACCUGUUCAACGCUUUAUGGUCCGAGAUCUGCGGCGGAUCUGAGGAGAUGGUGGAGUCUGCCGAGAGCCUGUUCUGCUGUGGUUUGGACCGAGGAGCGUUGGAGGAGCUGCUGCAAAGACACUUAAAGACGUUCGUGUUGGAGGAUGACGGCGGCGGCGGCGAUUGGCACGAGGUGAGGGCGAUGGUGUUUUUGCCGCCGCUGUCGCACCUGCUGCUGAAGGUCAGGAGAGAAGAAGACGCCGUUACCUUCGACAUCGCGACAGACAACUGGCGCCUCCUCCCACACGUCAACUCUUUCCUGCAGGACAUUACGUCAUCGGACACUCGCUGA
Molecule: messenger RNA, 2841 nt
Organism: Knipowitschia caucasica
Lineage: Eukaryota; Metazoa; Chordata; Actinopteri; Gobiiformes; Gobiidae
Source: the annotation of a GenBank genome assembly